AUGGUCAAAAUAAAUUCCAGCUUUGAUGAUGAAUGUGACGAUAUUUCGCGUGAGUUUUCCGGUUCUUCAGAAUGUAAAUCUGAAACUCACAAAAAAAAAAUUUAUUUGCAGAUUUGGAAAUGUGUUUCAUUCGAUUCAUGUCCACAAUUUUCUUCUAUACUCUUGCCAUCGGAUUGUAUUUAUUUUUACCUGCAUUUUUGAAAGAAGAAUGGAUUUUUAUCAAAUAUCUAUUUGGAAUUCGCCUUCAUUUUUACUAUGAUCAAAAUUGUAUGGAACUAUAUUUCCAAUAUCUGAAGGUGUAUAAGCAUAGGUGCAUAAUAUAUUUUUAUGUGAUUUUUGAAAUUUCAAAUUUUAUUUCAUGAUAUUUUCUACACUUACAAAAUCAACCCUUUAUGUAAAAUGUUUCGCCAAAAUCAAUCAAUAAAUCUUUUUUUUCUUCAUCGUGAACUUUUGAAGCGUGAACCUUUAAAGAAAAUUGAGUUUCGAAAUGAUUUUCUCCAAAAUCCAGACCAUUUUGAGCUACAGUAGUCUUGAAAACUUGCCGAUUUUUGGCUUUUAAUUAUUCAAGCUAUCAAAAUGUCUAGAACUCUAAAAAAACUACAGUUACUUUGAAAAGCUAGAACACUUCAAUCUUGAAAUAUUACUACGAAAAUUUGAUAAAUUUUGAUCUACAGUUGCCUCGGAAAUGGCGGGAAAGAAAGGCGUUCAAUUUUGAGCUACAGUGAAAAAACUUUUUUCUUAUUUUCUUAUUUUUGGCUAUAAAAUAUGUCUUCAAGCUUCUGUAAUGUCUAAAACUCUGAAAAUUUUACAGUGAGCCCACAACAAUCUGAAAAACUACUGUGUAAAUUUUCAGAAUAUUUGAAAAUCUGAUCCCUCAUCUCUGCGUCUCCUCUCUCUCCUCGCAACUUUCUACCCACGCCAAUUUCAUACUGUAUGUAUUCAAAAAUGGGCGGAGCUUUUUCGGAGGUUGGAGACAAAAAUUUAAUUCAGUCAGUCAUUUUGUUUUCUUCGCUCCCCAAAAAAGUAAAAAUAAAAUUAUUUUUUCCAGCGAAAAAAAAACAUGUUGUACUUUGCCAUUAUCAAACUUCUCAUCGCUUCGUGGCUACUGAGUCCAGGAAUUGUAGUUGUUUUGGAAAAUAUGAAUCAAGGUCCUGAUGUUGAUGUUUGUGUUCCAAUGAUGAAAUCGAUGUGUAUUCAAAUGGAGCGUGAGUUAAAGUUAAAGCAAAAACAUUGCUCAUAUUACCCCAAAACCCUUGCUCAUAUUAUACUUCCAGCUAUAUUCUACAAAACAUCAAUGUACUGUCUCCUGAUCUCCUUGCUCAGCGUGAUCUUCAGUGUUUUGUACUCGUGUUUUUCUGAUCUCAUAAAUCAACUCAGAAAUCAACAACAUCUCGAUUGA
Molecule: messenger RNA, 1399 nt
Organism: Caenorhabditis angaria
Lineage: Eukaryota; Metazoa; Nematoda; Chromadorea; Rhabditida; Rhabditidae
Source: the annotation of a GenBank genome assembly